Molecule: messenger RNA, 3179 nt
Organism: Ictalurus furcatus (blue catfish)
Lineage: Eukaryota; Metazoa; Chordata; Actinopteri; Siluriformes; Ictaluridae
Product: T-cell surface glycoprotein CD8 beta chain-like
Exons: 3
Coding region: 1620-2465 (281 amino acids)
Biological process (GO): response to bacterium
Source: RefSeq, a predicted model, not a curated record
GUAGUAGCAGCAGUAGUAACAGCAGUAGUAGCAGUAGUAAUAGUAGUAGUAGUAGCAGUAGUAGUAGUAGUACUAGCAGUAGUAAUAGUAGUAGUAGUAAUAGUAGUAGUAAUAGCAGUAGUAAUUCCAGGUAACACUUUAUUUAAACUCUAGAGACUGUUGUGUAUGAAAAUCCCAAGAGAUCAGCAGUUUCUGAAACCGGCCCAUCUAGCAACAGCAUCCACACCACAGUCAAAGUCACAGAAAUCACAUCUUUUCUUCUUUGAUGUGAACAUUAACUGAAGCUCUUGACCUUUAUCUGCAUGAUUGUGCUGUUAGAUGACUGCAUUUUUUAUUAGGUGUACUUGUAGUAGGAACAUUGUAUUCAGGGUAUUGGUUCUCAAGACUGGAGUUGAGAACCCCUCACAUAAAGAGGCCUGAGUGCCUUACAAUCCUAAAAUGACCACUUUAGGAUUCUAUGGGUGAAAAUAUAGCAUGGGAUUAGAAAAAGAUUUUCCCUAGUACACUGUAACAAAAAAAAAGGAUUAAAAGUGUCUAUUCAUGACAAUUAUUCAUUCAUUCAUCUUCAGUAAACUAAGCCGGAAGUUAUCCCAUUGGAUCCAGGGCCUAUCGCAGGAACAGUGUGUACAGGACAGGCUUAAACCCUGGAUCAGAGGCCAGAGCACAAUACACACACAUUCACACACUCAUUCACACCUAGGGACAGUUCAGAGUAUCCAAUCCACUUACAUAAAUGUUUUAUGGGAAGUGGAAGGAAAAAGCAAAAAUCCCAGAAGAAACCCCCCCACACAUGGGGAGAACAUGUGAAGAUCCACAUAGACAGUAACCUAAGCUCUGGAUCAAACUGGGAACCCUGGAACUGUGAGCUGGAGCAGUGUUACCUGCUGUAACACUGUGCCAACAAAACAAUGAUGGCAACAUUAACACAAUCACUGUUAUUAAUUCUACUUAAGUUUGUGUUUGUUUGUUUAAUAUCCAUUAUCUGUGUUUAAUCACCAUGAAAAGAUUUUAUUUAUUUUUGUGUUUAUUUAUUUAUUUUUCCAGUAUAAUAGAUUGGCUAGACCUAAACAGACCGACAAAGAAAAGUGCAGUGUAGGAGUUUCCAGAGUAACCUCUUCCAAACUGGCCCAAAUAAAAAAAUCAAUCUAGAUGAAUAUGUCAUGUCACCCCCUGAUGUGCAGCCAAUCUCUGUCAACCAAACCCUUCCUGCAUAAUAUUAUGAAGGUCUUAUUCUUUAGCGGGUUUUUUUUUUUUCAUUGCUUUUCACACCUGUGAAAGAAGACAUUGGGUUUUCAGCUACCGGCAUCCGUUGUUUUUGUGAGUAUAAAUCUUGCUUCGUGAAUGAUUACUUGUAUAUAAUUUUGGUCUCACUGUAUUAGUAUACGAUGGGUUUGGCUUUUUUCCAACUUCACCAUUCUCCCUUUUUCAUUUCAGAAGGCAUUUGUACUAUGCACAGUUCAAUCUUGUAGAAAAUGAUUUUAUAUUUUUUCCUCCUGCUGUGCACAUCUGUUGGUAAGUAGACUUAGAUAUUAGGUUUCACUGUUAAAUAUAUACAAGUUCAGUUAUUAUAGGUAUUUUAUUACAUGUAGGCGAAGAGACUGGUGUCUUCGUAGUGAAUAAUGAUUUUAUUUAUUGUUGUUUUUUGUGGGGGGUUUACUCCAGAUUGUUUAUACAGUGAAGAGGAGGUUUGGCAGGAGCCACUAACAAUUGCUGAGGAUGGAGGCAGUGUUAAGCUAACGUGUCUAUAUACAAAACAGCGAACGACCACAAUUAUAUGGCUCAGACAAAAGCUUGGAGAGAAGCCAUAUGUAGUUGCUACAUCAUAUCAGCUUCAACCUGCACAGUAUUAUAACGUAUUUGAAAAGAACGUCCGCUUUAAUGCAAGCAUCAGCCCUUCCAGUUUUAAUCUGAGCAUCUCAAACAUAAAACUAUCAGACUCAGCCACUUACUACUGCGCUGUCACGUUUCUUUAUGAAAUAACAUUCGGACAAGGCACCGUUCUAAUCGUGAAAGAUCAGUCAUUAAAAAAACGAACACAUGUCCAGCAGGAAAAGGUUGAGAUGGUUGAGCCAGGAGACUCUGUGACUCAGUGUACGGUCGUCACUGAUCGCUGUGCAGGAGAUCACAAUGUGCACUGGUUCAGACACGGCUCAGGAGACUCUCAAUCAGGAAUCAUUUACACUCAAGGACAAAGCAGUGGUCAGUGUGAGAAGAGCUUCAAUGCUAGUUCUCCUUCACAGACGUGUGUUUACAGCCUUCCCAAGAACCUCAGGGUCUCUGAUGCUGGAACGUACUACUGUGCUGUGGUUGCAUGUGGAGAGAUACUGUUUGGGAAUGGAGCUAAGCUGAAUAUCAAAGAUGCGCAUUUUCAGAUUGAGGUUUUAGUCCUUCUCUCCAUCAUAAGAUCAGCUGUGCUUCUCUUCAUUUUAAUUAUUUGUCUACUCUGUACCUAUAUAGGUCAUUAACCAAAGGACUUUUCCUUCAGCCUGUAUUUGUAAAGCUGUAUGACUAUGCUUAUGAUUAUUUACAAAUCAUUGUAAGGUUAAGUUGACUUCUUUGCUUGUAUUUUCUCAAUUGUAAGUUGCUUUGGAUAAAAGCGUCUGCUAAAUGAAUAAAUGUAAAUGUAAAUGUAAGUUUGUUUUCCUUUUCUCAUAAUCUCAUUUAAUAUUUACUAAGGAAAAAAAAAUCAUGCUGUAAUUUAAAUGAUUGAUACAUGUUUUAUUCAUCAUUCAUCAAGAAUGAAGUAUUAUAUACUUUAUCUUUUAGAAAAAAAACAUCAACAUAAACCUGAUUACUGCAAGUAUUAAAUGAUGUUGUACACAUUUAUGCUAACUAUUAAUGACAACCUUUACACAGUAGAGUUUAAAUGUCAUAAAAAUACCUAACAAAUCACCAAAUUGCUAAGAAUUACAUGCAGAGUUGUAAUGGCUUAUAAAUCCGACCAUCAAAGAAAAUUUUACCAGCCUAUAACUCCUAUAAUAUGUUAUGAUGGAAGGUAAAUUAUUUUUUCAAUUUGUUUUUGUAAAUAAGCUGAAAUGUUUUGAAAAUCAAGCUUAAAUAUUUGAAGAAUUGAGAUGAAAUAUUUAAAGAGUUAUGCUGAAAUAUUGUAAGAAUUAAGCUGAAAUAUUUGUGAAUACAUUUAUAACCCACUUCAUAUAUGUUUUUCUGCUGAUUUUUCA